UUGCAGUAUGGGCCAGGGGUUAGCUUCGAACAUUCCGUAUGAGGUACAGGAAAAAUAUGAUUGUUUGGAUAAAAAGACGGUGUGGUCAGUUCAUAAAGGAAAGAAGAAGGCUGAUAAUCAACCGGUAACUGUAUUCGUAUACGACGUAAAGUCUGGCACGGAUGAUCAAUUGAAAGUUGCAAAUGAAGCAUACCGGAAGCUGAAGACAUUUAGGCACCCUAAUGUGGUGACAUUCGUGGACGGUAUACAGGAUGACACUACAGUGACAAUGGUUACUGAGAAAGUUGUACCACUCGAGGAGUAUAUCAAGCAGGAAAAAGAAAAUGAGUUUAACAUCAGCUGGGGGAUGCAUCAAAUUGUUAAAUGUUUGUAUUUCUUGAACAAUGAUUGCAACUUGGUCCAUGGCAAUGUAUGUGCUGCUUCUGUCUUUGUUGAUGAAGCGGGUGAGUGGAAACUUGCUGGAUUUGAGGCUACUCGUUCCCACACAGAGUCACCACUUCCUAAACUGUGGGAAAGUUUGAAGAAGUAUGAUCCUCCAGAAUAUUCUAAAUCAACAUUUUCAAGAAAGCCAGAGAAAUGGUCUUGGGAUAUGUGGGGUUUAGGCUGCCUUAUCUGGGAGGUGUACAAUGGCUGUCUACCACAACCGUCAUCACUGAAGAUUGUUUCCAAGAUCCCAAAAUCCCUUGUAACACACUACUGUGAAUUAGUAAGCGCCAAUCCCAGAUCAAGACCUGAUCCAUUGCAUUUCUUAGAGGAUUGCAAGGCAGAUGGACAUUUCCUAGCAAAUCACUUUGUAAAGAUUAAUUUGCAACUGGAGGAGCUGCAGUUUAUGGAGGAAAGUAAGAGAUCAUCACUGUUUACUACACUGAACAACGAGCUGGACAGUUUCCCCCAGAAAUUUUGUCAACAUCGAAUUUUGCCACUGCUGAUAAAUGCAUUUGAAUUUGGAGGAGCUGGUACAUCUGUGUUGCCUCCUCUCUUUCGGCUUGGCAAAUUGCUUGAUGAAAACAGCUAUCAGGCAAAAAUUGUGCCUUGUGUGGUAAAGCUUUUCUCAUCAACUGACAGAGCAACUAGAAUAAACUUGCUUCAACAGCUACGUGAAUUUGCCGAACAUUUGACUUGUGGAACUGUGGAAAAGGACAUUUUUCCAAAUGUUUCAACAGGAUUUCUUGACACUGUUCCUGCCAUGAGGGAGGCAACUAUUAAGUCUAUGAUUCUGCUUGCACCAAAGCUUACUGAGAAGACAAUAAACAACCAGUUGUUAAAACACUUUGCCAGAUUGCAGAUGGAUGAACAGCCUGGCAUAAGAACUAACACAACACUUUGUCUGGCAAAGAUUGCACCAUCUCUUAGCGAAAAUACUCGGCAAAAGGUGUUAGUGCCAGCAUUUACUCGAGCACUUCGUGAUUCAUUUGUUCCUGCUCGAAUUGCUGGUGUUUCGGCCAUAAUGACCACAAGAGAUUACUACAAGCCAAAUGAUGUUGCAAAUCGCCUAUUGCCUGCAAUUUGCUUGUUGACCCUUGAUCCUAACAGAGAUGUUCGAGUCAAGACAUUCCAGGCAAUGGAGCUGUUUCUGGAAAGACUUAAACUACUAUCAGAGAAUCCUGAGGCUGCUGUAAUUCAAGGGUCUCAGUCCAGUGUUGUUGGUGCUGCUUCUUCUUGGGCUGGCUGGGCAUACAGUUCGCUCACUUCGAAGCUGAACAAGAAUCCUACUACAUCAAAUCCUGUUCCAAAUGAAGCACAAACCCAGGCAAACACGACUAAAACAGAUGAAGUCUCACCUCCAACAGAAGCUCAAGAUGUAGAUUCCAUCAAGGAUUCCAAGGUUACUAACAAUCAGGAUUAUGAUUCCAAGAUAAUGCAGAAUCAAACUAAAGAAGAAUCAGAGCAUGAUAGUGAUGUGGGCGAGUGGGAGGAUGAUGGAUGGUCAGUCAGUCCAGGUAUGGAAAGUAUAGCCCAAUCUACAGAGCAGCAAACAUCUAGCAGUAAGCCAAAGUCUGCUUCAUCAUUCUUUGAUGAUACGGGAGAUUGGGGUUCCAAAGACAGCUGGAGUAACGAGUGGCCUACUCUUAGCCAACAACAACAACAAACAGUUAGUACACAACAUGGAAAGACUCCAUAUGUAGGCAACUCAGGCACAGGAUUUAUCAGAGAUUCAUCCCUUCCCUCCGCAUCCUCCUUUUUCAGCAAGCCACUAGGCGACCAACCAACCAAGGCUUCACUCAAAGUAUCCAGGAAACCAUCAGCAAAUGACUUGACUCAGAGUAGCGGCAACUUGGAUAGCAGAGACGUUGGCUGGGAACCAGUGGACACUACUGUGACUAGCACUGCUACUCCAAAGUGUGAAAGCUCACAAUGGAAUGAUGAUAACUGGGACACAAUAGAAACAUCGGGAUGGGAGUCAGGUCAUCAAGUGAAGACAACGCAACAAGCAGGGAAACAGAGAACUCAAAUGCUUCGAGAAGAACGACGAUUAAGACAGCAAGCAGCCAAAGAGAAAAGAGCUGCAGAACCCAGACAAUCGACAGCAAUGAAAUUAGGAGCACUGAAAAAGUCAGACUAG
This is a messenger RNA of Corticium candelabrum, 2563 nucleotides long. Its product is annotated as N-terminal kinase-like protein. The transcript has 18 exons. The record is from RefSeq and is a predicted model, not a curated record. Gene Ontology annotation, biological process: protein phosphorylation. Lineage: Eukaryota; Metazoa; Porifera; Homoscleromorpha; Homosclerophorida; Plakinidae. Gene Ontology annotation, molecular function: ATP binding; protein kinase activity. Bases 8 to 2563 code for a protein of 851 amino acids.